CAUUCAAGCGCCAGUUGUUUGGUUCUUCUUCGUCGUGGCGGUGGCGGGAAGGAGCUACCCAGUGGGCAAGGUUCGUCUGGAGCUGAAGCAUGGAUGUCGAAAUGAAAGAAACUGAAGAACAACCUCAAGCAGACACAGAUUCAAAGAAAGAGGAGGCUCCAGGAAAGGUGUCAGGCACUGCAUAUGAGUUACCAUGGGUGGAAAAAUACAGACCCUUGAAGUUGAAUGAAAUAGUCGGGAAUGAAGACACUGUCAGCAGAUUGGAGGUGUUUGCCAGAGAAGGAAAUGUACCCAACAUCAUCAUAGCAGGUCCCCCUGGUACCGGAAAGACCACCAGUAUUCUUUGUUUAGCGCGAGCUCUUCUUGGUCCCGCAAUGAAAGACGCAGUGCUGGAACUCAAUGCUUCCAACGACCGAGGAAUUGACGUUGUCAGAAACAAGAUCAAAAUGUUUGCCCAGCAGAAAGUGACUCUGCCAAAAGGCCGACACAAGAUCAUCAUUCUGGAUGAAGCUGACAGCAUGACGGACGGAGCCCAGCAGGCCCUGAGGAGGACGAUGGAGAUCUACUCCAAGACCACGCGCUUUGCUCUGGCCUGCAACGCCUCCGAUAAGAUCAUAGAACCCAUCCAGUCGCGCUGCGCGGUCCUACGCUACACCAAGCUGAGGGACGAGCAGAUCAUGAUGCGGCUGAUGGAGGUGGUGGAGAAGGAGGGCGUGGCCACCACCAGCGACGGCCUGGAGGCCAUCAUCUUCACCGCCCAGGGGGACAUGCGGCAGGCCCUGAACAACUUGCAGUCCACAAAUUCUGGAUUUGGAUUUGUCAACAGUGAGAAUGUGUUCAAGGUGUGUGAUGAACCCCAUCCUCUGCUGGUGAAAAGCAUGCUGGAACAUUGUGUAAAUGGCAACAUUGAUGAGGCCUACAAGGUCAUCGAGCAGCUGUGGUUGCUGGGUUACUCCCCCGAAGACAUCAUCGGUAACAUCUUCAGAGUUUGCAAGACCUUCCAGAUGCCGGAGUACCUGAAACUGGAGUUUAUCAAGGAGAUUGGCUACACUCACAUGAAGGUGGCGGAGGGGGUCAACUCACUACUGCAGAUGGCUGGGCUGCUGGGCAGACUCUGUGCCAAGACAGUAGCUCCUGAGGCUAGCUAAGCCCCGCCCACAUCGGAACCUCCCAUUGGUUCCUCGAUCCUGUCGCUUCCCUUCAAUUCCCCUUCUGGCUCCUCCCCUCAUCACACCACAUAUUUCUUGAUCUUACCUCAUGUGAGAGUGCCGAGUCAACUUUACAGCAGUGCCAUCUAGUGGCCACUGCUGAUUCCACUAUAGUGACAAGGGACUGCAGUUGUGAAGGGGACUGCAGCAUGCAAAAACUGCUGUUGGAGUUUGCAAACAAGGGUCUGUUUUAUAGAGCAGUGGUUCCCAAACCUGUUGUCGGGUGCCCCAGCCAGAUCCAGGUAUUUGAUGUGCUCCACCUUGAGCACACCUGAUGUUUUGUGAUAGAACUUACAAUGCUUACAUUUUUCAUGAAACGAUAAUAAACAUUGAAUUUUUCACAAAAGGCAA
Molecule: messenger RNA, 1559 nt
Organism: Anguilla rostrata (American eel)
Lineage: Eukaryota; Metazoa; Chordata; Actinopteri; Anguilliformes; Anguillidae
Gene: rfc2
Product: replication factor C (activator 1) 2
Exons: 11
Coding region: 90-1148 (352 amino acids)
Biological process (GO): DNA-templated DNA replication; DNA repair
Cellular component (GO): nucleus; DNA replication factor C complex
Molecular function (GO): DNA clamp loader activity; ATP hydrolysis activity; ATP binding
Source: RefSeq, a predicted model, not a curated record